AUGGCCUCGUGGGAGGUACAAGAAGGAUUAAAUAAUUCUCUAGGAAAACUCUUACCAAUACUGAAGGAACUGAGUCACAGCUUUGGAAUGACGGAGGCUUCCCUGUAUCACCGAUUCAACAUGCCCAUACCCGAAGCAGUGGCACCAGAACUUAACCUGGAACUAAGGUCGGUUGAGGAUUUAUGUCAGUUCAUCCAAACAUUUGAAGAAAAGGUGAAUCAUUUCCAUUCUGUUAUUGAAGAAAAUACAACAGAAUGUAAUCCUGACAUCAUGCCCUCAUUCCAAAGAAAUGAUGAUUCUCCACUCAUGCUCAGAACCAACAACAGUUUUGACAACAACAUUUGUCGUACAAGAUGUGCAACAGACUCAGACUCUUCUCUGAACAUUGCAAGAAUGAAGAAAAAUGGUCAAUACUAUUGCCAGGUUUGCUGGGCCAAAGAACACAUUCCACAACAAUCUCCUGAAAACACUGCCAUGCAAGCAAGACUGAAAGUGAGUGAAAUCUACGACAUCAUAAAGGUGAUCCCAAAGGAGGCGACCGUGCACGUUGGACGUCUCUUAAAGCUCACCGAUGAUCAAGUUGAAAAAUGCAUAAAAGAAGCAAAAGGCGACGAAGUGGAGAAACUGUACAAAAUUAUAAGAGCGCGGGAAAAUAACGGAAAUCCCACAAAGCAGAAAAUAGUUGGCGAGAUUGAAGAAGCGUUGAUGAGGCUGGACCACGAGACCAGUUUAAUUAAAUUAAGGCAGAUAUGUUGCAACAAUUGCAGACGAAUAACAAGCUAGACCACGGAACUCAAUCUGUUUUGGAGAAGAGAGAAUUUUUCUCCUCUUCCCACUCUUCAAGAAACAUGAAAAGUUAUAAAGUCAGUCUACAAAGCCACAAUAUGUGCAGCAUUUGCAACAGGUUGGUAUGUGGUCCAAGAGCACCUUGGAUGUAAUAGCAAAGCAUUGCUUGACGUGGCUCCCUAAAUAACUACUGUAAAUGAAGAAGAUGAAAUAAAAACUGCUUUACAAUGAAAGAACAGCACGGAUAUGAAAGAUGAGUCUUGUUCUCCCUACUAUACACAUGAACUGAUGGAUUAAACAGAUAUUGGGCCAUGAAAAGUCAUGGACAAGAUUCAAUUUGAGAUGCAAUUCAAUUUAGAGAAACUUAUCUUGAGAUUUAUCACAUGAAAACUCCAUUGAAGUCUAUGGGGAAAACUGGAACUGAAUUUGGAGGAAAGUUUUUUUUCUCCUAGAAUUGAAUUUCAUCCAUUACUCUUCACGUGAUAAACCAGGAGAUAACUUUUACUCACUGAAUUGAAUCUGGCCCAUUGUGUAUAAGGCGACCCUCCUAUGUAGGCACUAGUGGGCACAUCAUAGAGAAUCAUAAUGGUUGGUCUGUCUGACAAUUCUGCACAUGUUUCUAUAGGACUCUUAGCUACAAGGAUGUUACAUUUCUGCAGCCAUAAAAUAUCCCACUACCAGAAAGUGGCUUGUGAGCAACGCAUGGAAUAGGAAAUAUUAAUUGUUAUUGUCGGGGAUCAAGGUAGACUGUCCUCUCUGACCCAACAAUAAAUGAACAUGUGCUGUAUCCAGUCUCAGUUUGGUCACCCGACAACACCUUUUUAAGCCUCAACUUCUUGUAUACAUAUGAGAUUGAAGUAAGGAUGUUAGCCUCUGGACACAUUAGAUGCU
Molecule: messenger RNA, 1677 nt
Organism: Xenopus laevis (African clawed frog)
Lineage: Eukaryota; Metazoa; Chordata; Amphibia; Anura; Pipidae
Exons: 9
Coding region: 1-783 (260 amino acids)
Source: RefSeq, a predicted model, not a curated record